Molecule: messenger RNA, 3262 nt
Organism: Lytechinus variegatus (green sea urchin)
Lineage: Eukaryota; Metazoa; Echinodermata; Echinoidea; Temnopleuroida; Toxopneustidae
Gene: srsf1
Product: serine/arginine-rich splicing factor 1-like
Exons: 5
Coding region: 143-955 (270 amino acids)
Cellular component (GO): cytoplasm; ribonucleoprotein complex; nucleus
Molecular function (GO): mRNA binding
Source: RefSeq, a predicted model, not a curated record
UUUAGCUUCGGACCGUCCUUCGGAUCACAUCGGCUAAAUAUCGAUCAAAAUCGCGGCGUCGUUAACGUAUUUACUGCAGAGAGCCAAUUCACCAGGCGUGAGGACAAGGAUCUAUUAGGAAUUAGGUUAGAAUAUCACAAUCAUGGCAUCUUCAUCGGUUGUAAGGGGACCUGCUGGUAACAAUGACUGCAGGAUAUACGUGGGAAACCUUCCACCUGAUAUCCGGGAAAAAGACAUCGAAGACAUGUUCUACAAGUUUGGCUCCAUCGCAGACAUCGACUUGAAGAAUAAGAGGCCACCAUCAUUCUCAGGCUCUGGUUCAGAAAGGGAACGAUUCGGAACACCAUUUGCCUUUGUAGAGUUCCAUGACAGAAGAGAUGCAGAUGAAGCAGUGACAGCACGAGAUGGCUACAACUAUGAUGGAUACAGGAUACGUGUUGAGUUUCCAAGGGGUACCAAAGGCUUCAAGGGCAGUCGUCCAAGGGGACCACCACCAAGGAGAUCAUCAUAUCGCUGCAUGGUGCAAGGUCUGCCUUCAACAGGUAGUUGGCAAGAUCUCAAGGAUCACAUGCGGGAGGCAGGCGACGUAUGCUAUGCUGAUGUGUACAGAGAUGGAACAGGUGUUGUGGAGUUUCUCAGACCAGAGGAUAUGAAGUAUGCUGUCAAACAGCUAGAUGAUACCAAGUUCAGAUCACAUGAGGGAGAUGUCUCUUACAUCCGGGUUAAGGUUGAUCCUACCAGUGGAGGUGGGCGCUCAAGAAGUCGUUCUCCUCUGAGCCCGUACCGUGGUGGUCGUGGAGGCGGUAGCUACCGCUCCCGCAGUCGUUCCCGCAGUCCACAAUGGGGCCAUGGCAGAAAACACCGCCACCACCGAUCUCGUACCAGGUCCUUUUCUCGUUCCAGAUCCCCCAGCUCCAGGUCUCGCUCAAGAUCGCGAUCCAGAUCCCGCUCAUAGUUCCAUGGUCAACCUACGUUCCUUCUGUCGACCUCUGCCUACUGUGUUUUGACAAGGCAUUGCUGCUUGGGAGGUUGCAUUGCUUUCAUGAAGCCAUAAAACCUGUGUAUGUUUCAAAGACUGUAAAUAACUUUUUUGUAGUUCUAGAAAUCUGUAUUUUUCAUUCUGGAUACAAUUUAUGAUUUGGGUUACCCUGGGUUUUAUCUUAUGACACGGUUUUAUUGGAAAGGAUGUGAAUAGUUAAUGGUCUUUUCAUAAGGAUAUCAUUCAUGCAUGUCCAUUAAUACCACCCACCCUUAAAAUCAAUUAUUCAAUUUAAUACUCAGUAAUUCUUUAUUGCCAAUAGGUACUAUUAAAGCUGGUGAUUUGAAAAUGUGUCCCUAGGGAAAUGCUUAUUAAUCUCUUUUUUGGAUGACCUGGUGCCCAUUUCCUGGAGAGUUAACAACUAUUGUUACUUCGUUGUUAUGACAACUGCCAUGGCAAUCCUUGGUUUUGAUUGGCUAUAGAUCCAUGUGUCCAUGGUAGUUGCCAUAAUGGCAAAGUUACAAUAGCUAUAAUACCUAGUGAAACAGGCCCCUGGAAGGGACUUAAAAUGAUUGCAUUUUUUCCAACUAUACAUAAUAUGCAAUAAAGUUCAAUAUUUUGUACUUCAGGGUACAUUUCACAGUGGGUCUUGUUGAUAAAUGUACACUUUAUUCUUAUAGGCAGUGAUUUAGAAGCAGCAUCCGGUAUGAUUUUAGUUGUGUUAUCGCUGUAUAUAGUGGAUCAAAUGUGAAAAUUCAUUGCAUUGUGUACAUAGGUAUCCACCACGAAAUAUUGAUGUCAGACUAAAAUGGAUAUGUCUUACAUACAUGUAUGUUAAUAGCACUUAACUUAAUUACACUACUGAUCCAUCUGACCCCUUACCAUUACAGCUUGUACAAGCAUUCUCUCUUCUCUAUCAUUUUCCUGUUAUGUUCUCUCAAUGCUCUUCUCCUCUUUAUACCCCCCCCCCAUCGAUUCUGGUCCGGCAAUUACCCUAUUGCUUUCACCACCACCUACCUUUUCAAUCUUAUUAUUCACCCCAAUUUCAUCCCCCCCCCUUCCUCCCUCCACACCUCUUCAUCUGCUCUAUCUUUUGUAAUUCACAUAUUUUUGAUAUGCUAGCUUAUAUAUUGUUAUAAAUAUCAUAAUCAUUGACAAUCUUAUCUAACAAAUGACUUCGUAGACAGUAUCCAACCAUAUGUAGUUUAAGUUUGCUCCAAAUUUGCAUGCUUUUUCAACUUUUAAUUCAAUGCAAUGUUUUUAAUCUAUUAGAGCGAAGUCGAGUCAUGUCAUAUAUUGGUUCUACAUGUAUGAGAAUAUCAGAAUUUGAAUGCAUAUAAUCCAAAUUACCAUCCAUUAGCAGUCAAAUAACUAUUGCUAUCAAUUGGUAUAUGUGUGUUAACAUUGAUUCUUGUGACUUUUUGUGUUGACCUCCCAGAUUGGCCCCUCCUGGAGGCAUUCAGGAAGGAAGAUCAUAAAAUCAGGAAUUAAUGAGGAGUUGGAUUUGUGAGGAUCCAAAAAAAAAAGAGAAAAAGGCACAGAUCCAUGCAAUGAAUUCAUUAUCCGGGAAUAGUUUUCACGAUCGCAAUCUGGGAGUUGGACAUUCCUUGCUCCAUGGAUCAGAAAUGUCAUGGAUUCAGGGAAUGCAUUCACAAUCCGGACUAGUUUUCAGGAGCAAAAAUUAGGAUCAGAGGAAAUUAGGCUUUGGGGAUCCAAAUAUGAUCAGGAUCUGGAGAAAUCAGGAUCAAAGCAAGGAAUCAUUCCAGGAUCAAAUUUUUUAAAGGUAUUCAGGGAUCAAUGGAAGGAUCAGAUCAGAUCGCACACCAAGGGGUCCUGAGAUCCGGAGGUUUUUGAGGGAUCAGGUCAGGUGUGGAUCGGAUCAGAAUGAAAGCACAGGUAGAAGUCCGAUGAGCAUGGUCUUGGUCUGAUGGAUCAUGGAUCAUUCUUAAUGAGAAAAAAAUAAAGAUUAUGGGAAAGGAAUCCAAAUUUUGAUGGAUCAGAUUGAGUCCUGGGAGCCUUUGAUCUCAGAAGAGAGUCAUUUACCUAUUUGGGGAUCAAAUCAGAGUUUGGAUCAUUUCAUAAGGAAAGGAUCAUUUGACGGUAUGAUUUCACUUUUGUUCAAAUUAAUAUCUGUAUUCUACACUUUCAUGUAUAUAUUUAUAUUUUCAUAUGCACACUUGUCUGCAUUUUGGUUUUGAUGUUUUGUGGCAGUGUUGUGUUGUCCUUUAGAUAUUCACAAUUUUUUUAAAAGCAGAAUUGAAAUAAAGAAUCCCCUCCACUCCA